Molecule: messenger RNA, 1630 nt
Organism: Gavialis gangeticus (Gharial)
Lineage: Eukaryota; Metazoa; Chordata; Crocodylia; Gavialidae
Gene: TRIT1
Product: tRNA isopentenyltransferase 1
Exons: 10
Coding region: 44-1231 (395 amino acids)
Biological process (GO): tRNA modification
Cellular component (GO): mitochondrion
Molecular function (GO): tRNA dimethylallyltransferase activity
Source: RefSeq, a predicted model, not a curated record
AUCCCCUCCAUGCCCUGCCUGUGUUCUCCAGGUGUACAAAGGGAUGGACAUCAUCACCAACAAGGUCUCUGCUCAGGAGCAGGCGCUCUGCCGGCACCACAUGAUCAGCUUCUUGGAUCCCCUCGUCUCCAACUACACCGUGGUGGACUUCAGGAACAAGGCCGAGCUACUGAUCAAGGACAUAUUUUCCCGGAACAAGUUCCCGAUUGUGGUGGGAGGCACCAACUACUACAUUGAGGCUUUGCUUUGGAAGGUCCUGGUGGACACCAAGGAGAAGAUCAGCCCUGCCCCCAGGCUGGCUGUCGACAGGAAGGAAGAACUGGAGAAGCUGGAUGGCCAGGAGCUCUACCGCCGCUUGAGCCAGGUGGACCCAGAGAUGGCAGCUAAGCUACACCCCCACGACAAACGCAAAGUGUCCAGGAGUCUGCAAGUGUUUGAAGAAACCGGCGUCCCCCACAGCACAUUCUUGAAGCAGCAGCAGCAGGAGGAAGGUGGGGGUCCACUGGGGGGCCCGCUGAAGUACCCCAACUCCUGCAUCUUGUGGCUCUUUGCAGACCAGGCAGUUCUGGACAAACGUCUGGACCAGCGGGUGGACGCCAUGCUUGCGGCGGGGCUCCUGGAGGAGCUGCGAGACUUCCACAGGCGCUACAACCAGCAGAAGGUGGCUGAGAACUGCCAGGAUUAUCAGCGCGGCAUUUUCCAGUCUAUUGGCUUCAAGGAGUUCCACGAGUACCUGGUGACCGAGGGGAAGUGCUCGCCCGAGGCCAGCUCCGUCCUGCUGGAGAAGGGGAUUCAGGCCCUGAAACAAGUGACAAAGAAAUACGCCCGAAGGCAGAACAAGUGGGUCCGGAACCGCUUCUUGCAACGCCCUGGGCACAACGUGCCUCCGGUAUAUGGGUUGGAGGUGUCUGACCUCUCCCGGUGGGAGGAGAACGUGCUGAAGCCCGCCUUGGAGAUUGUGGAGAGCUUGCUCCAGGGGAAGAAGCCGCCGGCUGACCCUGUGAAGAUGGAGCCCGACAUAAAUGAGAACAAACGCAGUCAUCACAUGUGUGAGCUCUGCAACCGAAUCAUCAUUGGGGACAGAGAAUGGGCAGCUCACACCAAGUCCAAGUCCCACCUGCACCACCUGAAGAAGAGGCGGAAGCUGGAGUCGGAGCUCUGCGCUGCUGGAAGCCAGGAAACAGAUGGCGACAGUGAUGGGGCCAAGGACGUGAGCGAGGACAAAUGCUAGGCACGAUCCUGCAGAGCCCCUGACGCCGAGGGGCAGCCAUGGGUCCCUGGCCUGGUCUGAGCGGAGCUCAGCGAGGAGCUGGAGCUGCAUCGCUGUUGGCAGCAGGCAGGUGCUCCACUCAGGGGAGGACUCCUGAACUCCUGCCUGAGCUGGGCCGAGCCUUCAGGGAGCCCGUGGAGGCAAUAUGGGCGGCCAUGCAGCGUCCCAGCCCCUGCACGUAGGUUCUGCUGCUGGCACACGAGCGUGUCAUUCUCAGGGACAGAAUUACUUCGAGCUCGGUUCAGCCUAGGCCAAAAAUGCAGACAGGUGCGCCUGGCUGCCCAUGCUGCUUUCUGUUUUUGAGGCUGCUGUGGGGUUUUUUACAUCUAAAUAAAGGUAAACUAUUGGUUUUUUGGUAAA